Amoebophrya sp. A120 is the source of this 324-nucleotide messenger RNA. The record is from the annotation of a GenBank genome assembly. Lineage: Eukaryota; Dinophyceae; Syndiniales; Amoebophryaceae.
CGCUUGUUCGGCUGUCUUUGCUACUGCUUUUUACUCAUACUCCGAAGGAGCCUUACUCGAACGGCAAGAACGGUGUUCAGUUCAAACAACUGCAAGAUAAUUUGUGGACAACUUCAGUUCAGCAUGGAGCUUUCGGUCAGUUGCAAGCCCAAAUAAAGCACCGCUGAUCUAAUCAGGAAUAAUUUGGCUCAUAUCAACGGCGCUAAAAGAAUGCUAUGCAAGAUCCACGAAAAUGCGAUCACUUCCCUUCACCAUCAGGUGGACUGACUCUGAAAAUGAAUAAAAAAGAUCAGAUUUAUCACCAAAAGAAAAUAAUAGAAUUUG